Molecule: messenger RNA, 598 nt
Organism: Haliotis rubra (blacklip abalone)
Lineage: Eukaryota; Metazoa; Mollusca; Gastropoda; Lepetellida; Haliotidae
Product: BET1-like protein
Exons: 4
Coding region: 22-381 (119 amino acids)
Biological process (GO): retrograde transport, endosome to Golgi; regulation of retrograde vesicle-mediated transport, Golgi to ER
Cellular component (GO): Golgi trans cisterna; SNARE complex
Molecular function (GO): SNAP receptor activity
Source: RefSeq, a predicted model, not a curated record
CUUCCGGUAUAUAAUGAAUUAAUGAAUGCUCCCUGGGUUGACAACAUGGCAGAUUGGAGAAGUAACAGAAACGGCAAGACAGAGGAGAUUCUCGACCAUGAGAACCAGCAGAGAGUUGAUGGCUUGGCGGGAAAGAUCUCCAGAUUGAAAGGGAUUGCUCUGGACUUGGAAACAGAGUCUCGAGACUCAAACCGAUACCUGGAUGGAAUGCAAGAUGACUUCGGCAGCACGCAGGGUUUGUUGUCCGGCAGUGUGACACGUAUCACCAGCAUGGUGAACUCCGGCAAGGGCAACCGGAAAGUCAUGUGCUACAUCAUCAUCGGACUUGUGUCUCUGUUCUUCCUUGCCUAUUACCUGGUAUCCAAGGUAACAGCAGGAUGAAUGCUGUGGCGCCAACAGGCAUGGGAUAAGAGUGGGAGUAUUCAGGACGGGACAGAUACAGACUGACUACAUUGUGUUGUUUGUGGUGUUCCGGGCAGCACUGCUUUGUGGGUUUAUGAUCAGACACAAUCUUAUUUCUUUUAGUUUCUUGUGGGAUUUUAAGGAUAUUAAUGGGAAACUAACUACAUUUUGACCAGAUUGCAGUCCUAGUUUGAAU